Molecule: messenger RNA, 1063 nt
Organism: Vombatus ursinus (common wombat)
Lineage: Eukaryota; Metazoa; Chordata; Mammalia; Diprotodontia; Vombatidae
Gene: BPGM
Product: bisphosphoglycerate mutase
Exons: 3
Coding region: 262-1041 (259 amino acids)
Biological process (GO): glycolytic process
Molecular function (GO): intramolecular phosphotransferase activity
Source: RefSeq, a predicted model, not a curated record
CAGGGCUGGGGCUGUUGUCUCGGAGAGCCAGCUGGGAUGGCGGAGUGACAGCGCAGCCUGCCAAUGGGCAGGCCCAAAUAACCUACCCUCCCACCCCUGGCUACUUCUAUAUGAGCUUGUUUGAGCCUGGCGAAGCUAUGAGGAGUCGAGGCUGUUGCUGGCUACUCGGAGGAGAGGGAGAGCUUAGUGGUCUUUGGUCAGAUGCAUUGCCAUCCUUAAACGUGGGUCCAUUCGAGAGCUUUAGGAAAACUCACUGUCACAAUGGCCAAGUAUAAACUUGUCUUGUUAAGGCAUGGAGAAGGAGCUUGGAAUAAGGAAAAUCGCUUUUGCAGCUGGGUGGAUCAGAAGCUUAACAGCGAUGGAGAGCAGGAAGCCCGAAACUGUGGCAAGCAGCUCAAAGCCCUGCACUUUGAGUUUGAUCUUGUCUUUACCUCUGUCCUUAAUCGGUCUAUCCAUACUGCUUGGCUGAUAUUGGAAGAGUUGGGUCAGGAAUGGGUUCCGUUGGAGAGCUCCUGGCGACUAAAUGAAAGGCACUAUGGAGCCCUCAUAGGCCUUAAUAGGGAGAAAAUGGCACUGAAUCACGGUGAGGAGCAAGUGAGAAUCUGGAGAAGAAGCUACAAUGUAACUCCACCUCCCAUUGAUGAAUCUCAUCCUUACUAUCAUGAAAUCUACAACGAUCGGAGAUACAAGGUUUGUGACAUUCCUGUGGAUCAGCUGCCCCGCUCAGAAAGCCUGAAGGAAGUGUUGGACAGGCUGCUUCCCUAUUGGACUGAAAGGAUUGCCCCCGAACUGAAAAGCGGCAAAACUGUUCUCAUCUCUGCUCAUGGCAAUAGCAGUAGAGCACUCCUGAAACAUCUGGAAGGCAUCUCAGAUGAUGACAUUAUCAACAUCACCCUCCCUACUGGUGUCCCCAUUCUCCUGGAACUGGAUGAGAACCUCCGUGCUGUUGGCCCUCAUCAGUUCCUGGGAGACCAAGAAGUCAUCCAAGCAGCUAUCAAGAAGGUGGAUGACCAAGGAAAAGUGAAGAAAGCAGGAAAAUAAAAUUCUGGCUCUGGGCUGUCUA